AUGUCCAUACAGAGCUUCCACCACCUGUAGCCUGUGGCCCUGUGCCUGCCACCUGGGCCCCCAGAGUCCCCAAGCCGUCAGCGACGCCACACGCUUCCUGCCAGUGAGUUUCACUGCCUCACCCCAGAGGAUGACAGUGUGUUCGAGAUGGAGCGUGAAGCCUUCACUUCCGUCUCGGGCAUUUGCCCCCUGGAUCUGGACGAGAUCUGACACUUUUUGACCUUGUGUCCGGAGCUGUCCCUGGGCUGGUCUGAGGAGGGCCGCCUGGCCGCCUUCAUCAUCGGCUCCCAUUGGGAUGAGGAGAGACCCAGUCUGGAGUCCCUGAUGCUGCACAGGCCUGAGGGCCGCACAGCCCAUCCGAGCGUGCUGGCUGUGGACCACACAUCCCGGCAGCAGGGCAAGAGCUCCAUCCUGCUGCGGUGCUACCUGCACCAUCUGGGUGGCCAGCCAGCUCUGGGCCAGGCUGUGCUCAUGUGGGAGGAUACCCUUGUGCCCUUCUACCAGAGGUUCGGCUUCCGUCCUGUGGGCCCAUGUGCUGCCACUGUGGGCCUGCUCAGCUUCACUGAGCUCCAGGGCUCCCAGCAGAGCUGUGCCUCACAGCACACAGCAGCUGCUGAACUGGCCUGGUCACCCACCCACCUCGGGGACCCACAGCUACAUGCCAGGGCUGUGGGAAAGCAGGCUGGGGCUCCUAUCUAG
This is a messenger RNA of Manis javanica (Malayan pangolin), 699 nucleotides long. It is a transcript of the gene AANAT, whose product is annotated as aralkylamine N-acetyltransferase. The record is from RefSeq and is a predicted model, not a curated record. Gene Ontology annotation, molecular function: aralkylamine N-acetyltransferase activity. Gene Ontology annotation, cellular component: cytoplasm. NCBI's taxonomy places the organism in Eukaryota, Metazoa, Chordata, Mammalia, Pholidota, Manidae. Gene Ontology annotation, biological process: response to light stimulus; circadian rhythm; melatonin biosynthetic process.